AUGGCGGCGCCCGCGGGGCCGGAAGCGGAAGUGGCUCCGCGGAUGCGCCGCGGGGCAGCUGCGGCCCUCCUGAGCCCCCUCCCCACCAUGUUGCUGCUGCCCUUCUCUGCCCUCGCCCUGUUCCUCCUCACCUGCCUGGCUCUGGAGCCGCCCCCGCGGCGCCCCUCGCCCUCCAACCCUGCCUUCCGCGGCUUCCAGCGGCAGUUCCUGCUGGGCUACCUGCCGGCACUGGCUGCGGACUGGCUGCAGGGCCCGCUGCUCUUCCAGCUGCUGCACAGCCGCGGCUUCCUGCGCAGCCAGAUCGCCGCCCUCUACUCCUGCGGCUUCGCCUCCAACGUCACCUUCAGCCUCAUCUCCGGGUCUUUUGUGGACCGGCUCGGCCGCAAGAAGUCCUGCGUGCUGUCCUCGGGGCUGUGCUCCGUGUCCUGCCUGCUGCAGCUCUCCCAGGAUUUCCUGGCACUGGCAGCCGCCCGGCUGCUGGCGGGGCUCGGCACCUCCCUGCUCUUCUCUGCCUUUGAGUCCUGGUACAUCCACGAGCACUUGGAGCGCCACGACUUCCCAGCCGAGUGGAUUGCUGACACCUUCUCCUGCGUGGCCCUCUGGAACAGCGGGCUGGCCGUGGCAGCGGGCCUGCUAGCUGAGCUGGUGGCCGAGGGGCUGGCGCUGGGCCCUGUGGCCCCAUUCCUGGUGGCAGUGCCCUUCCUGGCUCUCUCGGGGAUCUUGGCUGGGAAAAACUGGGAUGAGAACUACGGGAAGAGCCGGCCCUGUGGGAAGGCCUGCAGGGAAGGCCUUCGAGGCCUCGUAUCCGACCCACGGGCCCUGCUCCUGGGGCUGGUGCAGGCUCUCGUGGAAAGCAUCCUCCUCAUCUUUGCCUUCCUUUGGACACCCGUCCUGGAGCCGCACGGGAUCCCGCUGGGAAUCGCCUUCUCGGGCUUCACGGCCGCCAGCGCCGCGGGCUCGGCGCUGUUCCGGCGCGGCGUCGCCGGGAGGCUCCGGCUGCAGCCGCUACGGCUCCUGCCCGCCUCCGUGCUGCUCCUGGCGCUGGCCCUCCUGCUCCUGGCACUGCCGCUGCACCCCCCCGGCGGCUUCCUGGCCGUGCUGCUGCUGCAGCUCUCCUGCGGGAUGUACUUCCCGGCCAUGGCGUUCCUGCGGCGCCGGCUGGAGCGCGGGGGGGACGCGGCGGGAGGGGCGCGGUGGCUGCGGCUGCCCCUGGGGCUGGGGGUGGCGCUGGCGCUGCCGGCCCUGCCCGGGGACCCCGCGGGGACGCGAGGGGUGUUCGGGGCCGCGGCCCUGGCGGCGCUGGCGGCGCUGGGGGCAGCCGGGGGCGUCCUGGGCACCAGCCGCGGGGACGAGGGGCUGAGGGUGGGGGACGAGGGGCUGCUCGAGGGGGACACUGCGGAGUGAGGAGGACACCGCGACAGGGACACUGGGACAGCUCAGCAGCGACACCUGGGUGUGAUGGGAACACUGGGACAGUUCGAGGGGGUCACUAAGGUGUGACAGGAACACUGGGAUGGGACAGGGACACUGGGACAGCUCGA
This is a messenger RNA of Lonchura striata (white-rumped munia), 1541 nucleotides long. The record is from RefSeq and is a predicted model, not a curated record. NCBI's taxonomy places the organism in Eukaryota, Metazoa, Chordata, Aves, Passeriformes, Estrildidae.